Gadus chalcogrammus (walleye pollock) is the source of this 6716-nucleotide messenger RNA. RefSeq names its product tudor domain containing 7 b (gene tdrd7b). The record is from RefSeq and is a predicted model, not a curated record. The coding region runs from base 1328 to 4831 and encodes 1167 amino acids. NCBI's taxonomy places the organism in Eukaryota, Metazoa, Chordata, Actinopteri, Gadiformes, Gadidae. The transcript is spliced from 20 exons.
GUGAGUAUAUGCGUGUGUGUGUGUGUGUGAGCCGAGCUAUGCUGGGUGGGGUUUGAUGUUAACUUGUGUUUGAUGUUAACUCGAGUCACUUUAUCCUCACACAAGGUUUGUAACGUAUGCGGCGGAUCACUUUGGAUAACAUUGAAACUAACAGAUGACAGGACGUGCGAACCGGUUAGAAAGUUAGAAACAACAGUAAGGACGCCGCACAAACAGGGUGACUUGAAAACUGGGUUCCGAUGAAAAGAGAGUGAAACUUUAUCCCGGUUUGUGUGACGAUAGGAGACUGAAUGGGUGUGGAGCGGCAGCGUGACGGAUGACGUCCCCGGCCCGUCCCGAUGAAUUCUGCACCGCUGUGCGAUAACAAUUCAGUGUUAUAAAUGCAGUUUUAGUCCAUGGCUAAAAGGGAAUGUGCAACAUCCAAGAAUUUUAGUGCUUGUCCUACUACUUGUUUUUUACUUUUUUUAUAUCCCAUUAUAGUAUGGAAAUGCAAUUGGUUUGUUAUUUAUUGUCCGAGUUAUAUCCAUUAUUUUUAGAUAUGUUAUUGUGUGUGUAGGACAAUGAGUGGAUAUUAGCCCCCUCACUACACCCCACCGAGACACUGGGGUACCCCAGGUAUAGGUUAUUGUCACUGCAACAUGUUUUAUUAUAGUCAUUUAAUAGGCAUAGUCCUACUAUAAUAGUUUCAAAGGUGCACUUAAGGCAAGUUGUCGAGCAGUCUAAAGUGAAAGAAAAGUUAAAAUGUUGAGGGUGUGUCCCUUGUCUUUGGGACAAAGUCCAUCAUGGUUUGCCGUAAUAUUUUAUAGAAUCUUUUCUUUCAUCAAGUUUUGAGAGCUGUGAUAAAUACUAUCAAUGUUUGGUGGGCCAUAUGGCUCUUUGAGUCCUCAGGAACAGAACAAGUUCAGGCUAUGUGUGGAUAAAGUUAAAUAGAAAAACGGUACAUAAAACUGUAGGCAUACUAAAUUCAAAGUGUUCAACUAUGUUCUGGUUGUCACUUUAAUGGAGUUCAGUAAACAUAGUAAUUGUCUUUGUUUCUCCAUUGUUAGAGCGGCGUUUAACAUUAACCCGUACCAGUUUAUUAAUGAUUAAUGAUGAUUAAAGUAUCAACCCUAUUCACAGAGCUCGCUCCUAUCACUCAGUAUGGGUCUGGUAGACCUACUACCAGUUAGUAGGACUGGUCUCCUACUACUAGUGGAGAUAAAGCACAUUGACGCAUAGAUAAACCACCUUCUGACUAAGCAGUGUUGGUGUUUGGAGUAACACCAACUUCUGCUCUGGUGUUUGGGGCCACACCGACGUCUACUCGCCCUUUGGUUGUGCACAAACCAUGGUUGGUCCUGUUGUGCACAGACUCUUGGGUGAUAAACAUGUCUCUCCUCUCCAGAUGGCGGACGCGGAGCUGGUGAAGAAGAUGCUCCGGGAGGUCCUUCAGGCGAACCCGGCCGGGGUGUCCCUGUCCCGCCUGACGGCCCAGUACAAGGCCCUGACCCAGGAGCACAUACCCCACAGGCUGCUGGGCCAUGACCAGCUGGAGGGCCUGCUGGCCAGCAUGCCCUCUGUAGUGCGGACCGAGCGCCCCCGUGGAGGAGAGACGGCGUACUUUGCGGCGGCCAGCGGAGAGACUAAGGUGGCCAAGGUGGUGGCCCGACAGCGAAGCUCCAAGAGGACGGGCCCCGCCCACCUGGUCAACACCCAGAUGAGGGUGAAGCCCGCCGUGCCGCUCAUCCUCAACGCCAAGCCUCAGACGUCUCUCAGACAGCCAGAGCACCGCGGCCGAGGGGGGGGCAGAGGCCGGGGGGCGGGACAUGGAGACUUCAGACACGCGAGGGACGUGAGGGACAGCCAAUCGGAGGGCAAGCCUGGGCUGCAUCCAAAUAAGCCUCCCAACCAGAACUCGCCCAGCAAGAAGCCAACCACUCCCAUGGAGAAGCUGGACAGGAGGAUGACCCUCCCGUCCCGGUUCCAGAAGGAGCUCAAUGCUCACCUCUCCAGGAACCCUCAGCCACCCACCCCAUCAAGCCCCAACGAGGGCGGCCGUUUGAAGGCUGGAGGCACACCGCAGGUCCAGGCCCACCUCAAGGAGAUCCUGGCCAAGUACAGCAACGGCUUCUGGGCCUCCAAGCUGCCCCACACCUACAAGGAGCUGUACCAGCAGGAGCUCCCCGCCGGAGUGCUCCAAGACCUGGAGGCCUGGACGCACAUCUGCACUGUAGAGAGACCCUGUAGCAGCAACCGAUCCGAGCUGCUCCUCUACCCCGCAAAGGAACCAAUUACCCCCACCCCACCACCCUCCUCCUCCUCCUCCCCCCCGUCCUCCCCCCCAUCCUCCCCCGCCACCCCCGUGGACACUCGCACCGACAGCCCCCGACACCAACCUCAACCCCAGUCCCACUCUCCCUCCCCUUCCCCUUCCCCCUCCCCAUCCACCUCCUCCCCCGGCCGGCCCGGCUCCCCCCCAGGCCUCACCCCCCAAGGCCUCACCCCUGAGCUGCGGCGGCGGCUGGAGGAGCUGCUGCAGAAGUACCCCAGCGGCCUGUGGACCCACGCGCUUCCCAAGCUCUUCAAGGACACCUACAAGACCAAAUUGCCCGGACACAUCCUGGAAAACCUUGAGCUGCUCUCCACCUUCUGCACCAUCGACUACCCCAUGCCGGACAACCCAAAGCGGGCCAUCCUGUACCGGAGGAGCAGUGGAGGAGGGGGAGGAGGAGGAGGCCUUGAGGGCCCCCGGCGUCAGGGCUCGGCACCGGGCGAGGAGCAGGAGGGGAAGCAGCGCGAGGAGCAGAGGGAGGCAGGGAGGUCUCGGCUGAGCGGCCGGGCCUCGCCUCCUCCUCCUCCUCCGCUCCUAAUCCCCCGGGAGGAGUACCCCUCGGUGCUGGUGGUGGAGGCCAGCAACACCAACACAGUGCUGCUCAGGUACAUCGGAGAAGGCUACUCCCUGGCCCAGGAGUCCAUGGAGGACGAGAUGAGGGAGUGUUACGGCUCCUCCUCCUCCUCAUGCUCCUCCCCCGCCGUGGGGCAGCUGGCCGCCGUGCUGGCCGAGGAGGAGGAGGAGGUGCUGCGGGCGCAGGUUUGCGAGGUCAUGGGAGACAAGGCCAAGGUCUUCUACGUAGAUCACGGCUUUUCGGAAGUGAUCAGUAAAACCAAAGUGUUUGAACUCCACAAGAAGUUCUCCAAGCUGCCUUUCCAGGCCACCAAGUGUCAGCUAGCGGGUCUGGAGCCCUUCAGCCAGGAGCCCCUGGUCCUCAAGACCUUUGAGGCCAUGGCCGGCGGCAAGAUCCUAUUGGCCGAGAUCCUGGAGCGAGGCCCCGUGCCGCUGAUCGUCCUGUACGACACGUCUCAGGACGACGACGUCAACAUCAACGCCGCCUGUCUCAAGGCCCUGCGGGACAAGACACUGGCCAGCCCCUUACAGGGGAACAAGGUUUACACGAACGUGGUGGUGAGCAGCGUGUGUUCGGACGGGACCCUCUACUGCCAGCCGCCCUCCAGGGGCCUGACCAUGCUCACUGAGACUCUGGAGCGCACCGAGGCCUACCUGCACUCACAGGUGACCUCGGACUUCCUGGUCUCCAGGCCCUUCUGUGGGAAGCGCUGCCUGGCACGCUACAAAGGAAAGUGGUCCCGCGUGGAGAUCACCAACCUGCAUGGCAGCCGCGUGCUGGACCUGCUCUUCGUGGACCUGGGGGUGCAGGCGUCCGUGGAGGUCUUCGAGCUCCGGGAGAUCCCACCGCAGUUCCUUCGAGACCUCACCACCAUCCCACCACAGGCCGUACGUUGCCGUCUGGCGGAGCUGGACCUGGGUCUGGGGGCCUGGAGCCCUGAGGCCGUCCAGUGGCUCCGAGAGAGGGCUCUCAGCUCCCCGAGCUGCUCCAUCAAGGUGGCCAAGGUGGAUGGCGCCAAGCGCUGCGUUCACGUGCACCUCUUCACCGACAAGAGCUCCACUGAUAACGAGCACAGCCUGAACCGCCAGAUGCUGCAGUCGCAGCUGUUUAGGCAGCAGCCGGACGCCUACCUCACCAGCCACAGCAACGUGAAGGCACCUUCCCCCCCGGCAUCCUCGACCACCAAGGGCAGCGUGGAGGCCACCAACGGGAGCCCCGGGCCCCCCGCCCAGCCCCCGCUGAGGAGGACUUUAUCUGGGCUGGGCUCCAGAGGAAGAGGAGGGGACGGAGGAGGCGGAGGAGGAGGGGGGAUGAGCCCCCUUGGUACUGGCUCUCCCUCUCCUCUCCAGCUGCCCCCACUGUUGGAGCUCCCCCCAGUGGGCAGCAACAUGGACGCCUACGUGUCGGUGGCCUGCCACCCGGGCCACUUUGUGCUGCAGCCCUGGGGGGAGCUGUACAAGCUGGUGGCCCUGAUGGGGGAGAUGAUCCUGCACUACAACCAGACGGAGGACCCCCCCAUGCAGGUGGAGAAGCACCACAUCUAUGCCGCCAAGGUGGAGAACAACUGGCACCGGGUGCUGGUGAAGAGCGUGCUGACCAACGGCCUAGUGUCCGUGUACGAGCUGGACUAUGGCCGCCAUGAACUGGUGGGCCGCGCCCUUUUGCGGACCCUCACCCCGGAGUUCAGACGCCUCCCCUUCCAGGGGGUCACCGCCCAGCUCGCGGGGGUGCGGCCCCGGCAGUGGUCGGAGGAGGCCUCCAUCGUGUUCAGGAACCACGUGGAGAAGCGGCCCCUGGUGGCCCAGCUGGAGUCAGUGACGGAGGCAGCGUGCGCCUGGGACCGGAGGCUCAGCGUGUACCUGGUGGACACGUCGCGGGAGGAGAGCGACGUCUGGGUGCAUGACAUUAUGACGGAGGUGGCCGAGGACCUGGCCAGCGCGCCGUGAGGAGGCCGCGGGCGCGGCCGGAGAGCCACCGCCGGGCCCCGUGUCCCCCACUCGUUUGUGUGCUGCUUGUUUUGAUCCUUAAAAGAAGAGAUGGAAGUCUGAGCUGCUUCUUGUGCACCGCUGAACAUGGACGAAAGGAAGCAGAGGUUUUUAUGGGCGGGGUAUGGUUGUGUUAAGUGGAAGGGAGCUAUGGCUGAAGGUGAUGAGGUCCUCCCUGCUUUCUAGUUGUGUUCUGGGCUGUGCGCCGCUUAUCUUGUAAUCUUUGAUACGAUACACAUGCUUUGCUUUGCACAUUUAUCCACUGGACGUGGACCACACAGCGAGACCACUUUAGGUGCACACACACACACACACACACACACACACCCCUCUGCUAGAUGAGGCUUCUAUUCCAAAAGCGUACUUAGGUUGGUGCAUCCAUGUAAUGUGUUGGCUGUCAUGCUGGUGGGGGUUGACUAGGACUCAGCCACCCUUUGAGCCUGUGGGAGAGGGGGGUUCCCCACUGCUGGGACCACUGUGGACUCCAGACAACGCCGGACCAAAUGCAGGACAUAGCGAGAAGGGUAUUCUGGGCUAAAGAAUGAAGCGACAAAGAGGUGCCUCUGAGAUAUUGAGUGGUUCCGUUUACAAACAUCUCACCGGCCAGGAAGAUGGAGACAUGAAUGUAAACCACUUUCAGCCUUUCUCCACUUAUGCAAACCAGUCCUGUUCUGCCCGCUUUGUUUACCUGGUUGAAUAUGAACGCAUUCAUUUAUCUAACUAGAAAGAAGAUAUUCCGCGUGUUUGAAUGUGUUGGAUGGACGUUACUGAGGAGUUGAGGGUCAAAUAUCCAGUUUUAAAAUGGCCGUUGGACACAAUGUCAGUUGUGGAGUUUUACGGAUUGAAGUUUAUGUCCGUAGUUUUGCUUUGGUGUAGAUUAGAAGAUGAGAUAACAUUUAGUUUAUGUUUUACCCUUUAAUAUACAUUGUAGUUUGUUAAGCAAAUGCAUGAUGAACAAUUGGAUACACAGUCAAUUCAAGAAGGUAAAUUGCAAAAUCAAUAUUAGUUGUUUUUAAGUGACCAGGAUGUGCAAAGAAAAUCUCCUUUUUUUGUAAAAGAAAAUGAAAAGAAUAUGCUGUGUUAGGGUUGAAAAAUAACUAUUUGCUGUGAAUGUGUGUUGAAGCCCAUUUCCACACUUUGUAUCUAUUGCCACUAUAUUUACCUCCUUUUCUCUUUCAACACUAAGGCCAAUUCGGCAUCCACUUUGUAUUUCUCUCAAAUUACUUAACUGUCUCUCCAAAUGAUGUGAAUUACUUCGUUACUGUAUAAGCUUGAGUCUUAAGACUCAAGAAUCACAAGUUAUGCUUAGGAAUGCUCUAUGGAACAAUUUUGAAAGCAGAAUUGGCACAUAUAACUUAAUAGUAAAUAUAUUGUGUUACAGAUAGUUUUACUAUUAGAAAUUAAUAAUAUAUGAAUACGUUUGACGAUUCGGUUUGUUCCUACAACUCUUAACACGUUAAACCUUUUGCAAAUGUGUUGUCACACGAAAGCAUGCGUGAAUAAAUGAGUAUAAUUGUGUUAUUUUCCCCCCGGCUUGAUAACUGCAAAUGUUUGUCAUUCUUUAAAACGACAGUCCUCGACAAAGCUGCUUUAAGCUGCAUUAUGGUUCGUAAAUUAUGAGAUUAUAGUGACAUGAGUUUGAAUUGCUGUGUUCAUUUAUUCUCUGAAUAAAAGCCCAUUAUUUAAUGGUUUCCAUUUGUUAACCAGGAGUGGUACAGGCUGUAAGACUAAACCACAGAGAGAAACAGCUCAUUAAGUUGAUCCUGGGUCUGAAGGCCAGUGCCCAUAACACAUGAUAAUCUUCUGACUGGGAUUCUUUUUUUUAUCACCUUUUAUUAGUGCACAA